Molecule: messenger RNA, 1446 nt
Organism: Hansenula ciferrii
Lineage: Eukaryota; Fungi; Ascomycota; Saccharomycetes; Phaffomycetales; Wickerhamomycetaceae
Gene: TAF6
Product: TATA-binding protein-associated factor TAF6
Exons: 1
Coding region: 1-1446 (481 amino acids)
Biological process (GO): RNA polymerase II preinitiation complex assembly; transcription initiation at RNA polymerase II promoter
Cellular component (GO): SLIK (SAGA-like) complex; transcription factor TFIID complex; SAGA complex
Molecular function (GO): transcription coactivator activity; protein heterodimerization activity; RNA polymerase II general transcription initiation factor activity
Source: RefSeq, a predicted model, not a curated record
AUGUCUAAUAAUAAUCAAGUACAGCAACAGAAUGCUAAGGCGCCAAUGUCCCAUACUCUUUGGUCGCCGAUAGACACAGUUAAAGAUGUUGCAGAUUCCUUAGGUUUAACAGAUUUAAAUGAUGAAGCUCUGAGAAAUUUAGCUAUGGAUGUUGAAUAUAGAAUUCAUGAGAUACUGGAACAAUCUGUUAAGUUCAUGAGACAUUCUAAAAGAAAAACAUUAACAACUAAUGAUGUUGAAAAAUCAUUAAAAGUCUUGAAUGUUGAACCUUUAUAUGGUUAUGAUGUUUCAAGACCUUUAAAUUUCAAAGAAGCUUUAGUUGGUAAUGGACAAACUUUAUACUAUGUUGAUGAUGAAGAAGUUGAUUUUGAAAAAUUAAUUAAUCAACCUUUACCAAAAGUGCCUAGAUCUUCAACUUUUACUGCACAUUGGUUAUCAAUUGAGGGUGUUCAACCUGCAAUUCCUCAAAAUCCUUUAGAAUCUGAAAUUAGAUCUCAACUGCCAGUUUCAAGAGGUGCUAUAACAAAUGUUUUGAAUGGUAAUGAUGCUGUUACUUCAAAUAAUACUACUGGAUCUAAUACAAACGCGGGUUCGACAGGUGUUAGUGCUAAAGAUACAGAAAUUAAACCUUUAGUAAAACAUGUAUUAUCAAAAGAAUUACAAUUAUAUUUUGAUAAAGUGAUACAAGCAUUAACUAAUCAAGAAGAUAAUGAAGAAGUCCUACAUUUGAAACAAGCUGCUUUAACUUCAUUACGUUCUGAUCCUGGGUUACAUCAAUUAGUUCCAUAUUUUGUUCAAUUUAUUUCUGAACAAAUCACACAUAAUUCAAAUAAUAUUGCCUUAUUAUCAACAAUGUUGGAAGUCAUUUACUCUUUACUUUCAAAUUCAAAUAUAUUUUUGGAUCCAUAUAUUCAUGCAUUAAUGCCAUGUAUCUUAACAUUAUUAUUAGCUAAAAGAAUUGGUUCACAAAAUGAUGAUGAACAUUUUGCAGUUCGUGAUUUUGCUUCAAGUUUAUUAGAACAUGUUUGUAAACAUUAUGGGAAGGCUUAUACAACUUUAAAACCAAGAGUAACACGUACUUUGUUGAAAACUUUCUUGGAUUCAAAUAAACCGGUGGGGACUUUAUAUGGUGCAAUUAUUGGAUUACAAAAAUUAGGUGAAGAAGUUGUUAGAAUUAUUAUCUUGGGGAAUUUACAAAAUUGGUCAUUAAUUGUUUUACAUUCUUUAAAAAUUGAAGAUAAAAACUUAUUAAUUGAUACAAUUAUUAAAUCUUUAAGAGUAUUAGUUAAUGAUGAUUCUAAAAAUGAAAUGGAUGUUGAAUUAAGUGAUGAAGAAAAAUCUAAAUUAAAGAAAAGAGUUGGUGAAGAAAUUGCAGAAUAUAUAAUUAAACAAGAUGAUAGUAAACAAAUUUCAGAUGCAAUCUUUUUUGGUGAUUUAGAAAAAUAA